AUGGACUCACCAGCCUCCGACCUGUCCGACUACGCCUCCGACGACUUCCCUGAAGACGUUAAGCACCGCCGUCUGAGCACCCCAUCGCACGACCAUGACGACCACGACAACGAUCAAGACGCCCACCCACGCCCCAGCAAACGGCCCCGUCUAGCCGUAGCAUCCCCCGAACCGACAUCCCUCACCUUACCUCCCGCCGACGACUUUGGCGAAAUCUCCGAAGACACCGACGGCUCCGUACCCGCGUCUCCACACCACGCGGGCGGCAUGUCCGCCAACGACGACGAGUACGGGCACGAGCAGGUGACGGUGUGCAAGUGGGAAGGGUGCACGGCGGGGGACCUGGAGAACAUGGAUAACCUCGUCGAGCAUCUCCAUGAGGACCAUAUUGGGACGCGGCAGAAGAAGUACAGCUGCGAGUGGGGCGAUUGCAGUCGCAAGGGGAUACCGCAUGCGAGCGGCUACGCUUUGAGGGCGCAUAUGAGGAGUCAUACGAGGGAGAAGCCUUUUUACUGCACGCUACCUGAAUGCGACCGCUCCUUCACCCGCUCCGACGCCCUCGCCAAACACAUGCGCACCGUCCACGAAACCGAGGCCCUCCGCCCCUCGGACCCGGUCCCCAAACACCACUCGUCGAACCCGACCAACCGCUUCCAACGCCUGCGCCUCGUCCUCAGCGCCGCCGACCGGCCCCUCGCGCCCGCGGCCUCAAAAGACGAACCCCAUCAUGUAGCCAGCAUCCCCAACACCAACAAAACCCCCGCAUCCCCUUCUUUCCCAUCCGCCCCCGCAGACACAGACUACGCAAACAACAACGUCGUCUACCUCCACCAACAAACCAUGCACUCCCCAGCGCCAGCCCAACUCCAAUUCCCGCCAGACAUGCACUUCACCGACCGCGAACUCUCGCUCCCCGCGCCCGAACUGUUCCGCCUCCUCUGCAGGCAGGUCCGCUGGGCGACCGAGGAAGGCGAGCAGCUCCGCGCCGAGGCGGAGGUGCUGGAGCGGAGAAGGAGGGAGGAGUGGGUGAGGAAGGAAUUGGUGUUUGAGAAUUUCAUGGAGGGCGAGGUCGCGGUUGAGAGGAGGAGGCGGUUGGAGAGGAGGGAGAGGGGGGAAGGAAGGGGAGAGGAGGCAGAUGUGUUUGAGCUUUUGGACGAGGAUGUCGAGGUUUCGAGGGUGUUGGAGAUUGAGAGGUCGAGGGAUGGUGGGGUUCCGUGGUGGAGGGAGGAGGAGUGGUUGAGGAGG
Westerdykella ornata is the source of this 1245-nucleotide messenger RNA. RefSeq lists its product as uncharacterized. The annotation marks the transcript as partial. Gene Ontology annotation, cellular component: nucleus. The record is from RefSeq and is a predicted model, not a curated record. Gene Ontology annotation, molecular function: DNA-binding transcription factor activity, RNA polymerase II-specific; RNA polymerase II cis-regulatory region sequence-specific DNA binding. Lineage: Eukaryota; Fungi; Ascomycota; Dothideomycetes; Pleosporales; Sporormiaceae. Gene Ontology annotation, biological process: regulation of transcription by RNA polymerase II. The transcript has 3 exons.